CAGCGCGAGAGGUACUAGCUUUUAACAAGUCUGCACCAUGCGUGAAUAUAAGCUCGUGGUUCUUGGCUCAGGAGGUGUAGGAAAAUCUGCUCUGACUGUACAGUUUGUUCAAGGAAUUUUUGUUGAAAAAUAUGAUCCUACGAUAGAAGAUUCCUAUAGAAAGCAAGUUGAAGUAGAUGCACAACAAUGUAUGCUUGAAAUUUUGGAUACUGCAGGAACGGAACAAUUUACAGCAAUGAGGGAUUUGUACAUGAAAAAUGGACAAGGUUUUGCAUUAGUUUAUUCCAUCACAGCACAGUCUACGUUUAAUGAUUUACAAGAUCUGAGAGAACAGAUUCUUCGAGUUAAAGACACUGAUGACGUUCCAAUGAUUCUGGUUGGUAAUAAGUGUGACUUGGAAGAUGAAAGAGUUGUAGGAAAGGAGCAAGGUCAAAACCUAGCAAGACAAUGGAACAACUGCGCAUUCUUAGAGUCCUCUGCAAAAUCAAAAAUAAAUGUUAAUGAGAUCUUUUAUGACCUAGUGCGGCAAAUUAACAGGAAAACUCCAGUGCCUGGGAAGGCCCGCAAAAAGUCAUCAUGUCAGCUGCUUUAAUAUACUAAAUGCAUUGUAGCUCUGAGCCAGGUCUGAAGAA
Messenger RNA from Suncus etruscus (white-toothed pygmy shrew), 632 nucleotides. RefSeq names its product ras-related protein Rap-1b. Gene Ontology annotation, cellular component: plasma membrane. Gene Ontology annotation, biological process: cellular response to cAMP; negative regulation of synaptic vesicle exocytosis; Rap protein signal transduction. NCBI's taxonomy places the organism in Eukaryota, Metazoa, Chordata, Mammalia, Eulipotyphla, Soricidae. The record is from RefSeq and is a predicted model, not a curated record. The transcript has a single exon. Gene Ontology annotation, molecular function: GTP binding; GDP binding; GTPase activity. The coding region runs from base 38 to 592 and encodes 184 amino acids.